UUCGGAGCUGGGGACCGAACCCAGGGCCUUGCGCUUCCUAGGUAAGCGCUCUACCACUGAGCUAAAUCCCCAGCCCCUUCUACGAGUUUUCUGAGCCUCCUUUAUAGUCUGCUAGACUCUGUGUAGAGCACCUGUCUGUGGUGUCCACACAAGGAUGCAGACUAUCACCCAGCCUUCCCCUCUAGAGCUGGCACCAAGCUCUCACACCCAGAGGUCUAGGUGUGAGACCGUCUCCUGGGGUGGUCACGUAUACCUGGAAGGUUCUAAACUCCCCAAGAACUGCAGCUCCCAGCGUUUUUCUCAGGAUCUCAUAAACUUUCCCAAGAAGUCUUAGUGGGACAGAUCUUUCCAUCUGUCGUCAGCAAAGGGAAGGUGCCUGGUUACCACCAACAGGAUCAUCUUCCUGAUUGGCAGAACUCCAUUCCCCCUGGCUAACCCUCACGACUUCAGAAAAAUCCCAGAAGUUCAACCUUGGUUUUCUUUAGUUUUUCUUUGCCUCCCUGGCUCUGGGCAUGGGAGCCAGGACCUGAGCUCCACCCCCAGCCUCUUUGUGUUUCUUUAUUGAAGAGAUGUGGGAGAAGCUGAAUGGCUGGACGUUGUGCCUACUCCUAUUUAUGAAAAGAGCCAAAUCUACUGGCCUCUUAAAGACACGCCUUUCGGAAGACAAACGGGACUUAGCCUGCCACUCGCGCCUUCAAAGGCCGGUCGGUCCACGGGAUCUUCGCUGGGACUCUGCUACCUUAGGCAAGACCAACUUUGAGGGAAAAUUUCUCUCCCAAACCACUCCUGCGCGCAAAAAGGCCGCGCCCUGGUCAUCCUCUGCUGGAACUGUUCUGGAGGGAACCCGCGCGGCUGUGGGGAGACCCAGGGACGAAGGGGCGCUCCUGCGCCUGCGUACAGGAGCCGAGCGAAGAGGGGCGCUCCCAGUAAAAGUGACAGCUCGUGAGUCACGUGGUGCUCUGGAGGCGGGGCUCCCGGCUUGCUCCUGGGCUCCGGAGAACUCGCACGUCACGCGGGAGAGGAGGGUGGGACUGGGCGGGGCGCUCCCUGCUGACUGACAGCUCUCUCCGCCACACUACAGAAAGACCCGGCUGGUCGCACAUCACGUGCCGCUAAAGGGGCGGGGCGAGCCCCGCUGACUGACAGCUCGCUCCGCCGCGCCUCAGAAGGACCCGGCACGGCUCACCGCGCCCGGCGCAUCCGCGGCAGCUGCGGACCCGACGGCGUCCGCCCCCUGCCCGGUCCCGCGGGCUGCCGCGGCGAGAGGGCCUCGGGCUGCGGUGCUGCACUCGCGAGGGGCUGUGCGGCGUGGCUGAGCGGGGACCGACGCCACGGGGCCGCUGAGCUGCUAGAGACUCCAGCCUUGGUGGCCAGCGACUCCCAACACCACAGUGCGUGCAGCUUCAGGAAGCAGCUCCCCGGCUGUGCACAUCCUGUGUGGCAGCCCAGCUACCAUGGAGGCCCCAGAAGUCCCUGUGGGCUCCCUGAUUGACUUUGGGACUGAACCACCCACCUCCCCUCCCUUGGAAGCAGCACCUUCAACACUCCAGGACCCAGAUGGCUCCCUGGGUGAUGGUGCAUCUGAGAGUGAGACCACCGAGUCCGCAGACAGUGAGAAUGACAUGGGCGAGUCACCAUCGCACCCGUCCUGGGACCAGGACCGACGCUCUUCCUCCAAUGAAUCCUUCUCCUCCAAUCAGAGUGCUGAUUCGGCCCCCGACGAGGAGACCUUGGCACUUCGCGAGUUCAUGCGCAGCUACGUAGAGAAGAUCUUCUCUGGAGGGGAGGACCUGGACCAGGAGGAAAAAGCCAAGUUUGGGGAAUACUGCAGCGGAGAAGAUGGGAAAGGCCGGGAGUGGUUCGCACGCUUUGUGAGCGCACAGCGCUGCAAGUCCAAGUGUGUGUCCGAGCCAACCUUCUACCGCCUGGUGCAGUCCUUCGCGGUGGUGCUGUUUGAAUGCCACCAGAUGGACGACUUCGGGCCUGCCAAGAACCUCAUGACCAUGUGCUUCACCUACUACUACCUGGGCAAGCCGUACCUGCCCCCUACAGAGCCCAGGGAGAAGCCCGCUGGCAGCAUUGACUCCUACCUGAAGUCAGCGAACAGUUGGCUGGCAGAGAAGAAGGACAUUGCUGAGCGGCUGCUGAAGAACACGGAGAACAUGAAAGGCUUCUUCGGGGGGCUGGAGACCAAGCUCAAAGGACCACUGGUCAGGAAAAACGAGGAGGAUGAGAACAAACCUAAGGACAGACAGACGAAGACUGUGACCGUGAUCAGCCCCGAAGAUGAACAGAAGGGGGAGAAGGUUUACCUGUACACGCACCUGAGGCAGCAGCCCAUCUGGCACACACUGAGGUUCUGGAAUGCGGCCUUUUUCGAUGCUGUCCACUGUGAGAGGCGGAAGCGAUCCCCCACCACCAGGGAGAAAUGGUGCCACAUGACCCAGGAGGAACGGGAUGACAGCCUGCGGUUCAAUGAGAACAUCACCUUCGGGCAGCUGGGCACGUUCACCCACAACAUGCUGGCCUUUGGCUUGAACAAGAAGCUAUGCAGCGACUUCCUGAAGAAGCAGGCUGUGAUCGGCAAUCUGGAUGAGGAGCAAUACAAGCUGCUAAGUGACCACAUUGAGCAAAUGGCCACAGAGUAGGAGAUCGGCACAUGCUCUUCUCCCAGGAGCUGUCACCCCAGUGAUGACCCUGCAUGACACCAGCAGCACCCAGAGCCGCUCCUUGCUGCCCUAGAACUAGCAAAGACUCCAGAAGCCUGUCUCCCCCUGCCUGUGUCUGCUCUCCCCUCUAUGUAUAAGGUGUCCCUUGGGUUACACAGCUAAAAAUGAGGGACCAUCUACCCCCCCCACACCCAUCCUUGAGCACCAGGCUUAUGACAUGAUGAGGGUGGAGGAAGAGGCCGUGAGGUAUGGUCACCACAGUUCCUGCUGAGAGCCAGGGAUAUGUGGACACUGAGGUCCAGGAGGGGAUCCAUACAGCUGUAAUGUGUGGACAGAAUCAGUACUGUGGGCGACAGCCUGCUACUCCCUGCCAGAGGGCGUCCUGUGGACGUAAGCUGUACAGAAGGACCAUGGAGCCUUCCUGAAAGGUCUUGCCUAUCUGCACUUCUCCACCCCCUCAUAUGACAGGAACUGAAAGAAAACCCAAGGGCUGUCACUUUCCCAGGGGGUGUGAGCGUUCUGCCAGCCACAACCAUGUCUCAGACUCAGGAGCUCUCUCUGUCAAUAGAACCUGUAAACUGUCCACUCAGCACAGUCUCCCUCAGCAGCAGCGGAAGUCCGUCCAUCCACUCCCAGGCAGCAGCAAUAUAUGAUGCGGGACGCAAGAAGCAUGGGGAAAAGUUUUCUUCGGCGGCUCUGGGGUGGCGCCCUUGCUGAAAGCAAUGGUUCAGCUGGAGCACACAGAAUGGAUCUGACUGAGGGAGGAGACCACAAGGGAGCAAGGCCGCCUGGUCGCUCCAGCCUACAGUCCUCUCCUUCUGAAAGGCCCACAGUGACCUGCUUCCUCUCCAUCCUUGUACACGUCUGACCCUCAGCGUCCAGCGUGCCGGCUCCAGAGCUGCUUGUUCCCAUCCACCCCAAUGGCUUUGGUCCCUUCUGUGCCAGCUCUUCUGGUCACUGACCUUGAACUAGGCCUGCAGGCUCUCCUGUCACCCUGUAUCACCUCAUCCUUCUCUGUCCCCCAGCCUUCGGUCACAUUUAGUCAUGUUCUGCCUGUGAGCGCAGCGGUUCUCCCCUGACAGCGUGAACUCAGCUGGUGCGGGGGCCUUGCCUGUGGGAGAGCCUCCCUAGGAUGUCCAAAGAAGAACAGGCGAGGCCAGCCCGGCUGUGGAAGGCACGUUUCCUGGGUGCUGAGGUGACUGAGGCGGUGCAUCAAUCACGGAGCUAUUCAAGCGAACGCUGACAGGAAGAUCAGCCCCUGGUGGCAGAGUAUGUGUCACUGGGGCCAACUAGUACACCUAACCCAGCAUCAAGACCCUAGAACCAUGUCUGUCUCCACUCUGUGUUUUAGAGAAGUGAUAUAAAGGGAGAUCGCCCUUGCUAAGUCCUGCUGUCCUUUCUAGAGCCUUCCUCUGCUGUGCAAGCAUGGUAUCCUGUCCUUGCUCCUCCCAGCCUGCAUUGGUAUGAGUUCAGGUACAGUAAGAUGACUCCAAGGUGCUGUGAGUUCUUGUAUGGCAGCACCCACGUGGUCUGACUUCUGCCUUGCCCUCGUGCAGUCUUGUACCACCUUAUGGGGAAGAGUGCCAAUGGUUCUAACAUGGACUUCAGAAGUGACUUUGAGACUGACCCUACUGACCUUUUGAGACGGUCACUUAAGGAAGAGGGAAGGAUGGUUCUAUUCUGUCUGUCUCUUGUUCCUUAUUGUUGCAGAUCCAGCUCCACAGUCAGAAAUUCUGACCCACUUAGACCCACACGCACUGCUAAGGACAUGGUAACCCUCUGGGGACAGGGCAGCCCUUGAUGGGAGCAAAGCUUGUAGGUGCCUGGAGGUGGUCCCACCAUCGCCUGCAGAUGUCCUCUGUUCACAGCUAGGUUCAAUGAGCAUUUCAUGUCUGCGAGCCUCUGGCCGGUCUCUGGGAGGUCACUAAUCCACCUGAGGUGCCCUGUCUUCCUGUCAUGGCCCUCUCCUAGGGCCCACCAAGCAAGCGUGAACCGGGUUCGCUGGCAAGCACUCCUCAGCCGCCCUGCAGAGCUCAUGAACCACAGACAGUUCAGAUUACCUGGAUAAUCCAAGCAGCAUCUCCAGUCUUGGCUGGUAGUGCCCAGAUCUGUGCAGGCCCAUUAGCACAGGCUCAAACCUCCGUGGGCUGUGACCUUCAAGGCUAUGUGAAUCAGUGUCAAGCACAGUAAAAUGUUUUCCCUCACAGGAAAAAAAAUAGUCUUGUUGUGAGAACAGGCCAGGGGGGCCACCACUCUGCUGUCUUCAGCUGUGUUAGGAGAUCGUGGGUGUUGGAGGCUGAGCAUGGCAGCCUCCAGGCCACCUCUGCUGAGUGUCUGGCCACAGGCAGAGCCACGCCGUGGUAUAUUGAGAGAUCUGCAUUUUUCAACCUGCCAGACUCAUUUUCUUCUUGUCCAAGACACGGAGAGACUGAGAAGCUCAGCAUCUCAGAAGGCCCGGGGUCAAGACUGUCUCCACGCUUCGUCUGCACAGGAAGGAGGUCUUCCUAGUUGAGCCUACUGUACUUCUGUAGUCCCUCACUCAAGAGGCGGAGGCAGGAGGAUCAGGAGCUCAAGGUCAUCCUCAGCUAUAUAGGGGGUUCAAAGCCAGCCUGGGCCCAACCAAUCAAAUGUGAUCUUAAGAAUGCAGGGUGGGCUUGGAGCCAGUGCCCCAGCUUGAGACUUAGCCUGAUGCAGAAGUAGGAUUCACAGCCUGCCUUGUCCAACCUCACCUGAGAGGAAGCAGUGGGUGGUCUGUCCCUGUUUCUGCAGUCCAAGGACACGGAGGCCUCAGGGACAGUGCCCUAGAAACACCUGCCACUCUAGGUUGCUACUGUGAGGGACCUAGCAUCUAUGUGGAAAGCUGAGGUCUAAUUCUGGUGACAUUAGCAGUCCCAGGCCACAAGCUCACACCCAACCUUGACCUUCCUGGGUCACGCUGACCUGUGGGUUUUUUCGCUAGGGAGGAAAGGUCUGGGCCUGCUCAGCUAGAGCAGCUUUAUUCCGGCUCCCAGAACACAUCAGACAGCCAGGAGACUUGAGAGCUAGAGGAAGGCAGUAGGCAGGGACUCUAGGAGGUGGCGCUGGCCCCACACCUCAGGGAAAUGACAGGACCCUUCUCAGCAGAGAUUCCUUGGUUCCAAACUCCUGCCCCCACUCCUCCCACCUUCCACGCCAGCUGCAGGGCCUUCACUAAGGGCUGAGCUUGCCUCACCCAACUCUUGUGCAGAUCCAGCCUCACAGCCACAGUCUUAGGUCUGUUUAGCUUGAGAAGCUGCAAGGGGACACCCAUGUUCAUGGACCUCCCCAGGAAGUUGGUGGUUUGGGGGACCAGCCUCACUGCAGACUCCAGGCUCUGACAGGCAGUGGCAUGGGCCCAGCUGCAAGCCAUGCUCAAUAGACAUAACUCCAGUGACUUUGCACUUUAUCUAGAAAGGACCCCUCCCCAUGGAUUGCCUCAGCUUUGACCCUGAGCUAAGGCUGGCCCGUCCCAUCCUCACUCCUAGAUGAUGCAUGUGUUCAUGAGGAAGGAAAGAGACCCUGCCUGGGGAAGAAGUUUGGCUCACAGCCACCCUUGCAAGAAGGGUUAGGGUCAGCCAGGGAGAAGAGCCCUGGUUAGGCCUUGGAUCGUCACAUCAUUCAGGAUAAAUAUCCCUUGGGAGGGAUGAGUUGGACAUUUAACUGCUAGGAUUCUAGAGGCUCAGACAGCAGGCAUGUAUCCCCAUGGGGAAUAUGUGAGGACCUGGACCGUCGGCUGCCUAGGCUGUACUCAGUUUUCAUGUAGCUUUCUAUAGAGAUUAAACCUGCAGUCUGUUCUUUCUCGGGGUUCCACAUCCAUUUCUUGCCAGCAGCUCCCAGUGAUGCUGUAUUUUGUAUGUUAGUUACACAACUUUGUGUCCUGUCAGGUCAGGUUCUAAAAUUAAGGCUGAGAAAGGUGUGAGGUCGAAGAUCUCUCAGACAGUGCCGUUUCCUGCGAAGAAAAAAAAAAAAUGUGUAUAUAUCCAUAGAUAAAGUACCUUGUCUUGUCAGGAGGUGAAAACUGAAAUAAAUUAUCUUUUAAAAAGAA
This is a messenger RNA of Rattus norvegicus (Norway rat), 6732 nucleotides long. Its product is annotated as RIKEN cDNA 6430548M08 gene like. The record is from RefSeq and is a predicted model, not a curated record. Lineage: Eukaryota; Metazoa; Chordata; Mammalia; Rodentia; Muridae.